GAAAACAAAACCACAUUUACGAAUACUACUUGACGAACUAUACAAAAACUAAAGUUUAGUUUCAAAUUAGCAUUCGACACAUUAAAAACACGAUACAUGUUGUCACUAACGUUAUAUUUACGGAAGGAGUAACAAGAAAGACUGACAAAAUGAUUGUUAAAACGUUGUUAAUAGUCGCACAUCCGUGGGUUCAGCCACGGUCAGGGACUUUUAAAAUAUUACACACUUACGCCUUCGCAUAUUUAGUGUUUACUCGAUACAGUUGCAGGUGUGUUUAGUUACUACAAUGUAUAGACUCUUUAGUUUUAUCGUUUUCGCUAUAAUAUUGCAAGACUCAACAUGUAUUCAAAGAAAAAAUCUAGGUAGAUCCAUCGGUUUAAAAGAUUCCGAGCUGAAUUUCUCUCAGCUGGCCAGAAAAUAUGGAUAUCUAUCGGAGAAGCAUACAGUGAUAACGGAAGAUGGAUAUAUACUGACGAACUUCAGGAUGAGAGCGAGACAGUGCGAGGGAAAGAGACCACCAGUUUUAGUGAUGCACGGGCUGUUGAUGAGUUCGGAUAGUUAUCUAGACGCAGGCCCACGUGCUGGCCUGGCUUAUCUAUUGGCUGAUGCUUGCUAUGAUGUCUGGGUCGGAAACUACCGAGGCAACUACUACUCCAGAGCUCAUGUCACAUUAAACCCAGACAAAGAUGCCGAUUACUGGAACUUCUCUUACGACCAAAUGGGAUAUUAUGAUAUUCCAGGGAUUAUAGACUACAUUCUGAAAACUACUGGCUAUGAAACAUUGAGCUAUAUUGGAUAUUCCCAAGGUGCUGCGACUGGUUACAUAAUGUGCUCAGAAAGACCUGGUUAUUGUGAUAAAAUGAAUUUGUUCAUAAACUUAGCGCCGUCUACAAGACAUAUUAAUUCCAAAUCCCGCGCUUCCAGGCGACUAGCACUGACAUUUAUGAAACACGAGCGAAAAUUUGACAGAGCGGGAAUACACGAAGUCCUGGGAAAGCCGGAAAGAAUACCAGAUUUCAUCUCCUUCUUCUGCAAUUUGAGCGUUGGUGAACCUUUGUGUAGAUCAGCUCUGAUACUUCUAGAUAGUUAUCAUGCUAGAUCAUUACCCAGAUCAACAGUUAAAACAUUAUUUGGUCACUUCUCAGCAGGGACAUCUGUGCACAACAUGGCACAGUACGGUCAAGCUAUGCUUAGCGAUGAAUUCCAAAAAUUUGACUACGGUCCGAGUAAUAUUAAAGUAUACGGCACUAAAGAAGCACCCAGUUACAAUCUAGGAGCGACUACUGCGCCGGUGUUGUUAAUCUACGGUCAGCACGAUGGUAUGGUAGACCCAAAAGAUGCUAGAUGGUUGGCCUCAAAGCUACCUAAUUUGGUCGAAGCAUAUUUGGUACCAGACAAAAAAUGGAACCACAUAGACUUCGCGUACAGCAAACACGUCCCGAAAAUGAUAUUCCCGAAAAUUCAAGAGUAUUUGCUUAAAUAUAAUAACAAUAAUAAACUGGCAGAAGAUAUGACAGAAGAUCCUAAUCAUGAAUGAUGAUGAUAACACAAUUAUAUAAUAUUUAUUAUAUAAAUCGAACAGAAUGUUAUAUAUUAA
Messenger RNA from Plodia interpunctella (Indianmeal moth), 1597 nucleotides. RefSeq names its product lipase 1-like. The transcript has a single exon. Gene Ontology annotation, biological process: lipid metabolic process. Gene Ontology annotation, molecular function: hydrolase activity, acting on ester bonds. The record is from RefSeq and is a predicted model, not a curated record. Bases 287 to 1537 code for a protein of 416 amino acids. NCBI's taxonomy places the organism in Eukaryota, Metazoa, Arthropoda, Insecta, Lepidoptera, Pyralidae.